AUUUUGAAUGAAAUACCGUACAUGUCAGCGCGAAACAACGACGUGCAUGAUCUGGAGGUCACACUUUCAAAAUGUUGAUUGUUUGAUUGGUUUGAGUCUUAUUUCCUGACCAUAGCCAGGCCUCUGGAGGCUAGUCGGCACGUAGUACGAGUGAUAGCCGAAAAGAAGAAAGCAAUGGUUUGGUAGAUCAAUUCAACUCAGCAGGCCUGCCUCCCACUCUUGGAGUACACGCACGGGUAUCCCUAGUCACAUACCAUGGCCUCUUCUGGUAACUUUGCACGUCGAUUUCGCAAGCGGAAGACACAGCGUGUACGCUUGACGGAUGCUUGCGUAUGGAUAAUUGCAUGUUCUAUAGUGGCCUGUGCUUGUCUCUCCGCCUUUGCUAUUUACUCUAAGCAUGUCCCUUUUCGUGAAGCUGGUCCUAUACGGAUUGUGCAGGAUUCGGUUUCUAGCGCUUUGGAAGACACUAGAUUUGAAGCAAUUUUUAUCAAGGAAACUCAGGCUGGCACUGUAUUAGCGUCCCACCAGGGACUAAGCACCCCAGGUGAGCAGGGACUACACACCCCAGCCGAGCAGGGAUUACACACCCCAGGCGAACAGGGACUACAUACCCCAGCCGAACGUAUUUCAGCUACUACUAUACCUCGACCAAGUUUCCGUGGUGCUGGAACCAGCGGGCGCAGCACUGUGGCUCCACGCGCUGACUCUCCACCUAGCACCUUGUCAGCAUCAACAGCUGUAACUAGUCAACUGACCACUGCACAGCCACUACUCCGCACUUCAACAGCACCUCGGGCGAAAACUCCUACGGGCAGCAGUACUAGUAGUGAUCAACAUAUUGUUGCUUCCGUGCUUACGAUGGCAAACGGACCUGCCCGUCACCAUGCAGCAGCAGCAGCAGACGCAAUGCCUGUACUAGUCAAGGGUAAUUCCGCCCUGACCUUCAGCGACAGUGGCUCCACGUUUCUCCUGCGCGGCAAGCCGCUUCGCAUUCUCAGCGGUGAGAUGCACUAUUUCCGCGUUGUGCCACAGUACUGGCAAGACAGACUACUCCGCCUGCGAGCCGCUGGGUUGAACACAGUCAGCACGUACGUUCCCUGGAACUUGCACGAGCCGCGAAUGGGCGUGUUUGACUUCACCGAGAACUCGCUGACCGACCUUGCUGGCUUUGUCCGAGCAGCGCAGAAGGUUGGUCUGUUUGUCAUCUUGCGUCCUGGACCGUACAUCUGUGCAGAGUGGGAGUUUGGUGGACUUCCCGCAUGGCUGCUGCGUAGCCACGGUGAGGAGAUCCGCACCAGCGGCGUGCACUAUCUGGCGGCUGUGCGACGGUAUCUGCGGAAGGUUUACGCCGAGACCAGCCGCUUGCAGAUGGCGCAUGGCGGGCCCAUCAUUGCCGUGCAGCUGGAAAACGAGUACGGUACGUACGGUGUGGGCGAGGCAUUUCGUCGUAGUGCUGGCGGUGUACAUCAAGAGGACAAGUCUGUCACCAAGGGCAAUGAUCGAGUGUAUCUGGAGGCACUGCGCACAGCAGCUAUAGAUGGUGGCAUAGUGGAGUUAUUGUUCAAGUGUGAUGAUGGUCAGGGCCUGCAGCGUGAAUUGGUUCAGCUGCCUGGUGUCUUGCAGACUGUGAACAGCAAUGACCGCGUGCCGUUUCACAUGAGCCUACUACGCCGCAAUCAGCGCGGUGUGAAUGCACCAGUGUUCGUAACCGAGUUCUGGUCGGGUUGGUACAGCCUAUUCGGUAAUCCGUUCUCCACGGCCAAACAGGCUGCGCUCUUGGCAGGCCUGUCUGAGUGGUUGCGUCAGAACGCAUCCAUCAAUUUCUACAUGUGGCACGGUGGAGUCAACUUCUAUCACAAUGGCGCUGUGAAGAUUCCACAGCAUCGGGUUGUAACGUCGUCCUAUGACUAUGAUAGUCCCGUGUCAGAGAAUGGAACCCUCAUGCCAAGUUUCUUUGCUAUUCGCAACCUCCUGAAAGAAACUCUCGGUGACCAAGUUGUUUUCGGAGAUAUCCCAGCACCGAUUCCUGUCGAGGCGUACGGCGCCGUAUCUAUGACAAAGUAUGCCUCACUUGAGUUGUUGGCAAAGCUGUUGCAUAAAGGUGUGGCCAUUGACAAUGUGCUGCCGAUGGAGCAGCUUCCUGUCAACGGCAACAGUGGCCAGGCAAUGGGGUGGACGCUGUACCGCCACUCGACCAGUACGACUUUAACAAAUGCUACCCUAUCUCUACCGUCACUGGCCGACUAUGGUGUUAUCAUGGUCAACGGCAAGGUGCUUGGACGCGUUGGCCACAAAACUCCCGCACUGUUCCCAAUACCAGCAGACAAGCUGCAUCCCACUGUGAACACCAUUGACAUACUGGUGGCACACUUCGGGCGCAAUAACUACUUGCCGGAUGGACGGAAUGAAAUGAAGGGUUUGCUUGAGCAGGUUUCACUCUCAGGGAAGAUCCUGACUGGCUGGACGGUAUACCCGCUUGAGUUCACCCAUGCCGACAUCAAUACACUCCUAGCUGAUACCAGUGUGCAGGCAUACGGCAAGAUACCUACGCCGUGUGCCAAUCGUAUGGUUGCUUCCAACGUGCCGCAGCUAAUCUACGCCGAGUUCUCCAUCGAUACCGACAAACCGCCCCGUGACACCUAUCUUCACAUCGGUGCUGACUGGGGCCGCGGCUUGGUCAUUUUGAAUGAUGCCGUACUGGGCCGCUACUUUUCUUCCGGCCCACAGCACACGCUGUACACGCCAGCACCACUACUGCACGCUGGCAAGAACACCGUCAUGUUACUGGAGCUAGAAAGAGUGCCCUGUACGCCCCAAGUAAGAUUCCUGGACAAGCCUAUACUUGGCCGUCCGGCCUACCAGUAGUCUUUGCUUGGAAUGUCUAGAUUGGACAAAGCUGGAGUGCAAUGGCAUGCUUUAGCUUUGUACUUUGAAGUAGUGCCAACGCCUUGAAUCAUACCAGUAUCUUGAACAAUUAUCAAGCUUUAUGAAGAUUUCGAACCAGUUUUAAAUUAAAAAGGUACAAGGAGCUUGAAAAAUAUCGCACCUUUUUUGAUUAUUUCUAACCGUUGACCGGACUAUAUAACAAUAUUAAUUUAUCACCCAUCGCAUCCUUGCCAAUGUUGAGAUCGGUUCAUUUGUAUACUGAUCAUUAAAAUUUAGUUCUGGCACAAA
Sycon ciliatum is the source of this 3174-nucleotide messenger RNA. Its product is annotated as beta-galactosidase-1-like protein 2. The transcript is spliced from 3 exons. Gene Ontology annotation, biological process: carbohydrate metabolic process. Gene Ontology annotation, molecular function: beta-galactosidase activity. The coding region runs from base 256 to 2865 and encodes 869 amino acids. Gene Ontology annotation, cellular component: vacuole. Lineage: Eukaryota; Metazoa; Porifera; Calcarea; Leucosolenida; Sycettidae. The record is from RefSeq and is a predicted model, not a curated record.